GCAUCAGUUAUACAGGAAGAAGCUCUUCUCAGUCACAAUCUUCUGUUGUUAGGCUUAGGUUAUCGAUCCGUGUGUGUUCGAACCAUUGAUCUCAAACCUUGAGCGUGCCAGUGUGUACCGGUUUUUUUCGAGAUUACUGUUUGUCAAGAUUCUCGAAUUGACUGAUUUGUCGACAGGUUGUAUUGGAUGAGUCUCCACUACCACGAUAUCGCCAGAUUUCAAACCAGACCACUGCAUACAUGAUCUAUCUCAGGUUGAUCAGACUGAAUGUAAAUGGAAAGGCAUGAAUGAGUUCGCACUCCAUCAUUAUGGAAAUCUUCUUCUACUCGUACCGCAGUAUUCUAAGCUUCAACUUCAUUAGUCGGGUAGUUCCGCACCCAUCUCAUCCAAAGAAAUCACACGUCUUCAUGGCAGACAAUAGAGCACAGCGGCGGUUAGCCCCGCGCAUCUCCCCUGGCACCCCGUAUUAUUCUCUUCUAGAGCAAAUACACCUCAUAAACAACGGAGCACAAGGCCCGCUCGUCUCUCCUGACACUUCGCAUCACUCUCUUCUAGCGAAAUCGCUUCUCAUAGCACACAAUAGAACACAGCAGGUGGCCCCGCUCGUCUCCCCUGACACCCCGUCUCAUUGUACUUCCCACAUCCAGUCAACAACUCUGACAGUCCAGCCCCUCUCCCGGACCCGUCAUCUUGGAAGAUUCACAGACAAGCGGGGUGACGUGAUACCGCCUCUCGUAGACCGUUCUUCGUCUCCCAUGUCCAAUCGCACGCGACAGCGGCUAUUGGAAGCGCGGAAGCGUGCCAUGUCUGAGUCAGUCCGCACAGGUCGCAGGGUCACCAUCAUGGACGUCAUCCUGGAUUCCGCGCCGCCAUUGACGACUGUGCAACCUUAUUGCUGCGCCGCCAAGUCAUCUUACCGUCCUCGUAUGCAGAAAACUUACGCGCCCAAAGCCCCUCUUGGCAAAAUGGAGCUGUACAGGUUUAAGCAGAACCAUAUCACUACACUAGCUAUGCAAAAGGCGCGCGGUCGGACGGGGCCUAACGUUUCUGCGGAAAGGUCCACCAGUCUGUGGCCGCCGAAUAUUGGAUGACGGCAAUCAUGAUACUCGCAUGGUUGCGCUAGGGUUCUUUGAUCAGUGAUUGCGACGUUUCUGUUAGUGUCCCUUAUAGUAUACUACUGGGGGCCAUUGUUAUUCCCCUUUGCGUAAUACAUAUUUUGGGAAUCCCCCUAGCCGCCAUUGCUUGACGUCUAUUGCUGUACAGGACAAAAGGGAGAGAUCUACGCUUUGAUCCGCCGGCCUACACAUCUACCGCGAUUAUUCGUAUGUACCCUUCUCACGACAAACAUAGUUCGACGUUGUUCGC
Molecule: messenger RNA, 1365 nt
Organism: Suillus paluster
Lineage: Eukaryota; Fungi; Basidiomycota; Agaricomycetes; Boletales; Suillaceae
Exons: 4
Coding region: 288-1091 (267 amino acids)
Source: RefSeq, a predicted model, not a curated record